CCUCAAGAAGACCCUGGUGCCGGCCCUCUACAGAGUCAUCCAGGACCCCAACAAUGAGCUGAUGGAGCCCGUCUGCCACCAGCUGUUCGAGCUGUACCGGAGCUCUGAAGACCGCCUGCGCCGCUUCACCCUGCAGUUCCUCCCCGAGCUGGUUUGGGUCUAUCUGCGCAUCACGGCGAGCAGGGACCGCCAGAGCAACGGGUGCAUCGAGGCCCUCCUCCUGGGCAUCUAUAACCUGGUGGGAGUUGAGGCAAAACCUCCUAGCAGUGUGUUCAUUUAGCACAAUUCAUUCUCAACAGGCUAGCUUUAAGAUGAGUUUUUGUGAGUCAUUUUGCAUCAACACUCUUUACUCUAGGCUAUUAAGAUUUACAAAACGCCACUUUUAAUAGAAAAGCUAUUUAAAGCUUGAGACAUCAUUUACAGUUGGUCAGGACUGCCAAAGUUAAGCUCCUAAGGUUCGAUUUUCCCUGACAGAUGUUCUUGGUUAAAGCAAAUGUAAUUGUAAAUGUGUCAUUUUAAACAGUUAUAGGAUACAUUGCUUCUCUAUUCGUUGUUUUGUUUGUUGUUAGGUUAAAAAAGCUCUGGAUAUAUCAAGUAUAGCAAAUUAUUAUGUUGUCUGAUCAAGGACAUCCAGAGUAAUACUUUGUUCAGGAAGUCAGUUUGGCACAAGUGAGGUAAGGAGAGGUAGUGGCACACAAGACAUUGGGAUUAUUUAUUGCUUUUAGCCAGCCUUAAGAUUCAGUUUUGGCCCUCGAAGCGAAAAGAAUUGGGCAGCCGUGGCCAAGGUCAAGACUGCUUUAGAGGAACUCUGAGUCCCUACAGCUUGAGGGAUGAUGCCCUGUGAAUGACCCUGACUGUAGCACUUCAUUGUUAUCACCAUCACCAGCAGGGAUACCCACAGUGUUGACAUUAACUCUUCGAACACAUAAUGCGAUCAUUUACUAACCAGUACUACUAACCAGCUAGUGUGGCUGUUAUAUUGCCAAAUAACUGACAUUCAACAUAGAAAACCUUAUUUUUAUCCAUAAUUCCACUUAUUUAUUAAUUAGGGAGCCUCAAUAUCUGACUUUGAUGAAAUAAUAAUAUGCAAACUUUUCCACUGGUCAAUAUGGAUGAAUACAGGUAGAUAUUUUUAGAUGAAAGGCACAGUUGUCUUUGAACCUGUAGCUAAUCACAUUUGUUUAUACAACUCUAAUGAUAGCUGUGAAAGGCUCUGUGUGAAUCUUUGGUUAUAUUUCAGACCUAGAAAUACAGGUGGAAGAUUAGUGAGACUCUCUGUCUGUUGACAUUAAAGACAAUCUUAAGGGAAAUCUCCGGGUUAAUGGAUAGAUUGCAUCACCAGGAAACGCCCUCAGGGAAAUGGGCUAAGAGCUAGAGAUAUAUCAAUAGGAAGAGCUCCAUGUCAGCCAGCACCACUGAAGGUAUAUCCAUGCAUAAUUUAUUCCUCCAUACAACUCCACACUUACACACACCGCUGCCCUGUACAUACACGUUUCGCCUAUGCUCACAGUGACUAUGUUCUGAUAAACAGCUUUGCUCUCGGCAGUCCUAUCAGAUAUUCAGAGAUACUCUGCAGGCCAGUGAACGGCAGGACAAGGCCUAACUACUGGGAGAAUGGGGAAUACAAUUGCAAGAUACUUGUUUGGUAACCAAGGAGAUAGUUGACAAAGAAGGCAACAGCCGGCUCCUCUCCUUCACAAUCCCAUCUCUGUCCAAACCAUCGAUAUAUCAUGAGCCUUCUAGCCUGGGGUCCAUGGCAUUAACAGAGGGGGCCCUCUGUCAACAUGAUCUGAUCCGAGUGGUGUACAGCGGCCUCCACCCGCAGAGAGAGACCUUCACAGCUCAGAACAGGUUUGAAGUGCUGUGUUUCCUCAUGCUCUGCUACAACUCUGCUGUGGUGUACAUGCCUCUAUCCUCCUACCAGUCUGUCUGCAGAAUGAGCUCACGGCUGUGUGUAUGUGGUUUCCCCCGGCAACAGAAGAAGCUUUGGAGGGAACCGUGCAACCGCGUGCUGCUCGACCCGGAGUUCAUGGUGCAGAUGCUGACUGCCGUUUAUCACGCCAUAUAUAAUGGAGAGUGGGAGAUGGGCCGGGAAGCUCUGGAGGACGUUCUGUACCGAGCCCAGCUGGAGCUUUACUCCCAGCCUCUGUUGCUGGCGAACGCCAUGAAGAAUUCGCUGCCAGACAGCGCUCCCUAUGAGCCACGGGGGCGCAAGGUGCUCCAGGUGGAGGUGACACCCACCAUCAACCGCAUCUCCAUGUCAGCCAUCACCACCGCCUCCAUACGUCGCCACCGCUGGAAGAGAGAGGAUUGUUUUGACGCCUCAACUGAUGCAGAGUUGAGCCACAUCAUCAAUCCUCCUAGCUACAACAAGCACCACAACCACCACCACCGGCAUCAGCACACUCCCCGGGACCCCGCAUCCAAAGAGGAGAGAGAAGGGCGGCCUCACAGCCACCACAGCAGCAGCAGCGGCAGCAUCAUUCCCCCCAUCACAUUUGAGGAAGCUGAUGGAAUGAGCGGCGGGGAAGAUUCCUUCAACGUCAAUGACCCAGACGAGGGUUUCUCCUCCGGGGCGUCUAACAGCAGCCAGCCCAGCGGCACCAAGGCGGGCGUCGGGCAGAGGGGGGGCAGCCUGAACAGCAGCAGCAGCAGCAUCAAGAAAGCAAUCACAGCCCGACUGUCCCGGGACAAGGAAAGGGACCGUGAAAAAGAAAGGGAGAAGGAACGGGAGAGGGAGCGAGAGAGGGAGGCGGAAAAACAGGCAGAGUUGUCAGCUGAUCACCAGGCUGCCGUGCUGAGGCACCAACAGAGGCAGCCAUCGCCUCCAGCCAGCAUCAAACUGGAUGCCAUCCAGCUGAGCCCCAUAAAGAAGCACCUGAGUUUCCCAGCGGGGCCCCCGCUGGUGCGGACUGGCAGCACCUCCUCCAGCAAGUCCUUUGACUGCAUGAAUUUCAACCUGAACGGGGGCGAUAACGAGCGAGAGGAUGCGGCAGGGGGCUCCGACAGAGAGGGAGGGCUUCCAGUGGGCGGCCCCCACCGCCACUCCACCAUCAGCCUGAAGGAGGAGCACCUUGUCAGGCCAGAGGACGCCCAAGACCUCCUGUCCCCUGGAGCUCCUCUCACCAAGCAGUCCCGCUCCCCCAGUUUCAACAUGCAGAUCAUAUCACAGGUCUAACAUGCAGUGCAGGGCAUGGCACAAACACACACACACACAAACACACACACACACACACACACACACACACACACACACACACACACAAACAAUACCUGCUCAUAACACUCAUCCUCAUGCAGUUUUUCUCUGCAACUCUUUCCAACCUGUCUGUGUCUGUGUGUGUGUGUGUGUGUGUGUGUGUGUGUGUGUGUGUGUGUGUGUGUGUGUGUGUGUGUGUGUGUGUGUGUGUGUGUGUGUGUGUGUGUGUGUGUGUGUGUGUGUGUGUGUGUGUGUGUGUGUGUGUGUGUGUGUGUGUGUGUGUGUGUGUGUGUGUGUGUGUACCUCCAUUACAAUUGUGACCUGCAGUUGCUGCUGGUGGGUGUAGCGUGACUGAAAAUGCAAGAGAAAAGUAGUAAAGGACGACUGCUGUAACCACAGUCCAGCAUGUCACUGCGUCCUCCCGUCUGACCAAGCAUUCCACACAGAAACCCCCGGAAACGUUGAGAGAAAACAGGCUAAGGAUGCCACGCUAGCUGUUGGGAGAUAAAUAUGGAAAUCAGAUUAUUUUGAGUUCCUGACUGAAUCAGUCAACAAUGAAUCAGCAAUAACACUUAGAGUCGCUCAUGUGGAGAAGAGUGAUUAGUGCUCUCUCUCUUCAUUCCUUCCCUUUCAUUCCCGGGCUCACGUGCAAUCGUUCUUGCUGCUUAUCUUCCUUGUUAAUUGCUGUUUUUGAUGAGGCAUAAAUGAUUUUAUUGAUUAAAAUUCCUUUUAUUUUUAUUUUUUUAUCACAAUCCAAAGAAGGAAGAUUUGUUUUUGUUUGACAAUGAUUUGAUAGAAAUCAGUCAGACCCAAGUGAUUCUCCAGUUUUCAUCCCAUGAACUUCCGUUUUUAAUUUGUAAUUAGAAUAUUCUCCUUUUUUUUACUAUUUGUUGUAACACCAAACUGGAAAGCGAUAAAGGUUUUUUAAUGGUCGAAUCUGAAGGAACACUACCGUGCAGCUGCAAGAGGAAAUCAACUUGUGAUUUGAUAUGAAAAUCUGAAGCUGAAUCUUGUGGAAGAACUGGAUGAAACAUUGUGAAGUGACAGUGCAGGUUUGAGACUGAAGCUAAGAGACAACGGCUGUAUUUAUUAUGGGAUUGUUAUGAUGGUUCAAACCAUUUAAUGGGUCCUUCCAUUUGAGAGGACUUGUAGGUGUUUGGCUUGUGUGUGGCGUCUCGGUGACGUACUGCCCUCUGGAGGCUUGCACGAGUCACUGCGCAUCAUCAGCAGUAACUAUGACGAUCGCGUUUUGUGCUCUGAUUGGAUGCUCAUGAAACAUUUUGUUCUACCUCAUUGUGUGUUCACCCUGCCACCAGACACCUGUCUCACAAUCAGACGCAGGAUACAACGGUUUGAACGUUUUUGGGGGGAGUUUACAGUGGGGACCAAACUGGCUCACACUGAAAACACACUGUAAAAUCUUUGUCCAUGUAAGGAGUUGUGGAAAUCUCAGCUUUGCAUUUCAGUUCAGUCGCACCAUGCACAGCGCAUAGCUGCAAAACAACACAACUGUCUUCAGGUUUGCUGUUCUAUAUCAAACACCCACAUCAGGAAUAACCUGAUUAUUUGAAUUCCCUAGAAAUGUCCUGCUUAUCUUCUUUUUUUUAUGUAAAAGUGCACUUUUUUUAAUCCUCAUGUGCAUGGAGUUGGAUCUUCUCUGCUGUUAAAUGCCUGCAUCUGUGCACAGUGCUAGCUAGCCUUCUGUAGUGCUCCCUGCCCAGGCUGAGUGAUUUGAACAUGGCGUGCUUGUCUGCAUGUUUAGUGCCCUGCAAAGCACUGCUGUUUCAGAUGCGAGAAACAGCCAGCGAGCCUAACCCAAGUCUUCUCCCUGUCUUUGCCAGAUGUGCCAAAACACAUCCUCUCCUUAAGGAAAUUAUGCUUUGCUUGUCUUAAUUUAAAAACUAUUGCCUAUUAUUUUUUUGUUUACUUGUCCUAUUUCAAAGUUUAUGGACAAAAAAAAGGGUGUUUGGCUCAACAUGCCCUGAGAUGCAGCUUCACCUUUUUUGCCAUGGGUUUCCUCUUCACUCAUCACAGGUGUGUGUGACACACACUGCACUCUCACUGUCAUCACUAUUUGCUGUUCACAUGUAAAAGCAGUAUAUUAUGCGUCUGUGUGCCGUAGAUGUCAGCUGUUGUAUUGCAUUUUUCCUAUGUCUUGCGCACGUGCUUGUUUAAAAUGAGGAUGAAUGAUUAAUGUAUAUAAAAGCCAGUUCAGUCUGCAGUGAAAAACCCCACACACUCAUGCUCCCGCUCUGCUGGAAAACCUCCACAGCUGCUGCUCCUAGUCCAGAGUGAGUCCUGUGUGCGCUUUAGCCUUAUACAUUUCAGGCCAAAGAGCCUCGAUCGUUGGCUCUUUGGCCUCACAUGCUCCUCAUCCUCCUCCUGUGGACUGUGGAAGAGGAAGAGAGGAGUGCAGCUACAGUUCACAAUGUACCCCGGUCUGUCUGCUGUCAUCCCUGUGCGGUGUGGCUCUCAACAAGCCGUGUUCCCAUUUGCUGUAUUUUGCCGUGAGUUGUGUGGCAUCUUUUUUGCUGUUUUAAAACCGGUGAUGUGGUCAUGUCAUUAAUAUGAGUGCCCCUUACCGAGGUUAUCAGCAGCCAUGUUGGUACUGUUUGUCGAUUUACUGUAGAGUUACAGAUAGAUGAAUAUCCUUAUGUUUCUGGUGUUAUUUGCAUGUGAUCAGGUCAGGAAAUGAACACUAGCUGGUGAAUAUUAAUACAACUUGACUGAGGCUGGACAUUUUAUUCAUUUCGGUUGAAUAAUAACCCAAGAAUGGUCCACUUACAUUUCAAAAAAAGUCUUAAAAAGGUUCAAUCUUUACUUGUGUCAGCCACUGUGAAGAGAGUUCAUUUCCUGUCCUGCAUGUGAUAACUGUGGGCUUUGUUUUCAUAAAGUUUAAUGCACUUUAAUCCAUCCACCUCUCUCCUCAGAUAGUUAUUGAAAUUAUAUAUAUAGAUGUGCAAAAUGUGUAUACACUCAAUGCAGGGUUUUAGUCUCUUUAAAGUAGUAAUUCUAUGUGAUGUCACAUUCAACACAAUGCUAUUUUUGUUAAGAGUCUAUAAGGGUACAGCUAUUUAUUUAUUUUUUCUUUUCAAAACCAAAAAAAAAAAUGUAACGGGGGUCUGGAAGGUCUCAGGAGAUUAUCAAAAAGCCACAUUUUAAAAAUGGCAGCACCAACAUUUCUGUUCUUAAAGUCGGAAUUGAUUCUAUGCAACAUUUUUUCCCCUUUUUUCACUUUUUGUUUUGUUUUUGGUGUUACCGGCUCUCACUGAUCCGUGUUGGGUGGUGCAGGGCAGAGUCAUUUAAGCUUUUCAAGGAAAACGUCCUCAACAGCGUUCUGUGUAUAAACCCUGUUGUGGUUCUUCAGAGCGCAGGACCUCUCUCAUGUGGGCGAAAUAAGAGGACCAUCCAUUUGUCAUCCGACUGCCCUUGCAGACAGAAAGCCACAUCAGGAGUCUUUGGUGCAUGUCGAGCCCUCCUGUCAGUUUGCUGCUCUGUGGCUCAAAGACGUCAGCUGGUGUAUGAAAUCUAAACAGAUUAUCAAUGAUGAAUCUAAUCUAGAUGCUUCGAGGGAAGCUGCUGGACGAUGUGAUAACACUGUACUAUUGAUGUUGUAUAAAUGGAGAGAAAGAAUUAUUUUAAAUCUUGUAAAUAGAAAAUGUACAAAGGUGAAAGCAAGAUAAAUAUAAAAAACUGAAGAUCAUUCUGAGAUGUAGAGAAAUUAAUCUGUAUAUUGUUGAAUAAAUAUUGUGCCGUAAAGGAUA
Molecule: messenger RNA, 6963 nt
Organism: Eleginops maclovinus (Patagonian blennie)
Lineage: Eukaryota; Metazoa; Chordata; Actinopteri; Perciformes; Eleginopidae
Product: hyccin 2-like
Exons: 10
Coding region: 1754-3178 (474 amino acids)
Biological process (GO): protein localization to plasma membrane; phosphatidylinositol phosphate biosynthetic process
Cellular component (GO): plasma membrane
Source: RefSeq, a predicted model, not a curated record